AUGCUUCGCUGGUCGCUCGCGUCUAAGGUACGAGGCUACUCAAGCAUCACAGACGCGCAAGUGCUGGACUUCACACGCAGAAAUGGAAUCAUUUCGAAAAAUACUAGUCUUUUUUACCCAUCGCUCUCGCAAUUGGCAGCGGCUACCACUUCAGUAGCUGAGUUUAAACACAAGUAUGCACAUCUCCAGCAGGAUGAUCCGAAUUCCAUCGAGACUCUGCGCGCGCGUAUUAAUUCCAUUCGCGUUGCCGGCAAAAAUAUGUGCUUCCUCGAUGUGACCCACGGCAAAAGCCCCAUGCAGCUCAUAUUGAACUAUAGUGUCAUGAAAACCCACGCUCCAGACGUUUCUCUUCCAACCAAGGACCAAUUCUUUCAGCACAUCCAGAACUUGAAACCGGGGGACCAUAUACAGGUUUGCGGCUUCCCUGGAUUUUCUCAGCGGGAACACACUUUCUCAUUGAAGUGUACGCAAUUGACCACGAUACUGGCGCCUGCUAUGCACGCAUUACCACCCAAACUGUCUGACACUACAAAGCGCAACCAGAACCGAGUGCUGGACUACUUGGUUAAUGGGCACGAUUCCUUAAUUAUUCGUCAUAAAGUCAUAUCUGCCAUUCGCGAAUUUCUCAAUAUGCGCGCUUUUAUUGAAGUUGAGACUCCUAUACUGUCCCCGAAAGCUAACGGGGCUGCUGCGGAGCCAUUUUCGACCUAUGCACAGGCCACCGAUACUUCUUUGGAGCUACGUGUCGCACCAGAACUGUGGCUAAAAAGAUUGAUAAUCGGUGGUAUGGACCGCGUUUAUGAAGUAGGCAAAGUAUUCCGCAAUGAGGGAGUGGACGCUACUCACAACGCAGAGUUCACAACCUUAGAAUUUUACCAGUCCUAUGCUUCGAUGGAAGCCCUUAUUGAACUCAGUGAAAAACUGUACAUCCACGUUUUGGAUCGCGUCGAUACGCCAAGAGCGAAAGAAUUAAAAGAAGCCUUACUUGAAAAUGGUGGGAAGUUUAAUCGGAUAGAGUUUUUGCCGACUUUGGUUAAGGAAGCUUCGCUAGAUCUCAGCAACAUUGAUUUGAACAGUUCUGAACAUAUCCGUAAAGCUAUGGCCUCUAAAGGAAUAAAUAUGGAAGUAGAUGGCAAGUCUCCACAGCAGACUAUGAACAUGCUGUGUGCUGCUUUCAUCGAAGAAAAAUAUUGCAUGGGUAUAGUGCCUACUCUCAUUUAUCAUCACCCCGCUGCCAUGUCUCCGCUGGCGAAGGGAAAUCCAAUGGACAAUGCACUCACCGCUAAAAGAUUCGAGGUGUUUAUUGGUGGGAAAGAGUACAUAAAUGCAUAUGAGGAGGAAAACUGUCCGGAAUCUCAGUUACAAAAAUUUGAACUGCAGCAGGGAGCUCACGAUAAGUAUGGGGAUAAAGAGUCCCUUGCUAUCGAUCAUUCUUACAUCGAGGCUAUGAAGUGGGGCAUGCCCCCCAUUGGAGGUUUUGGGUUGGGUAUAGACCGUCUGUGCAUGCUUUUGACUGAAAACACAAGGAUAGAGCGGGUCUUAAGUUUUGGCACUAUUGAUGAUAUCGGUAGACAAUAA
Messenger RNA from Lachancea nothofagi CBS 11611, 1578 nucleotides. The record is from the annotation of a GenBank genome assembly. Lineage: Eukaryota; Fungi; Ascomycota; Saccharomycetes; Saccharomycetales; Saccharomycetaceae.